Molecule: messenger RNA, 1457 nt
Organism: Colletotrichum godetiae
Lineage: Eukaryota; Fungi; Ascomycota; Sordariomycetes; Glomerellales; Glomerellaceae
Product: S1/P1 nuclease
Exons: 2
Coding region: 281-1231 (316 amino acids)
Biological process (GO): DNA catabolic process
Molecular function (GO): endonuclease activity; nucleic acid binding
Source: RefSeq, a predicted model, not a curated record
CGUGUUGACGUUGAUGUGAGCUUGCGUGCAUCGCUCCCGUCCCCAACACCGGUGACCCGACCACGCGUCAAGCUAUCGUAUAACCAACCUCGCGUCCGCCCUUUCCUUGUCUAGGCUGCUUAUCGUUCGCCAUCCCGUCAAGUUGAGGCCCUAAUUGCAGUGCCAAAACAUUGAAGCCUAAUUGCACCUCAGUGCACACUCACCACUAAUAAUCGUAAGCCAUUAUGAGGCUUGCAAGCGCCGUAGCAUUGCUCGGUGCAUCUCUGCGCAGGGUCGCAGCAUGGGGAAGUAUGUCAUCGGGUCCCUAAAUCCACGAGAGCUUCACGUGGCAUCGAGCUUCAAUGUGGUCUCGAGUUCCAUCGCUGACCGACUUGGCUUACUAGGUCUGGGUCACAUUUCGACUGCGUACCUAGCCAGCCACUUCGUCGCCAAUACAACCGAAGUCUUCUUUCAGGACCUCCUGCGUAAUGACACUGAGCAUUACCUUGCCGGCGUCGCGACCUGGGCUGACACGAUCCGGUACACGCGCUGGGGACACUUCACCGGACCCUUCCACUACAUCGAUGCCAAAGAUAGUCCGCCCGGCUACUGCGGCGUUGACUUCGAGCGGGACUGCAAAGCCCAAGGCUGCGUCGUGACGGCGCUCGCAAACUACACGGCUCGGUCUUUGGAUCCUAAGCUGAGCGGUUGGGAACGCAACCAGGCGGCGAGGUUCGUCGUGCACUUCAUUGGCGACAUGCACCAGCCUCUUCACAAUGAAGAUGUGGCUCGUGGAGGCAACGGCAUCCACGUCAAGUGGCAGGGCUCUGAUUACAACCUGCACCACGUCUGGGACAGCUCCAUUGCCGAAAAGUUGAUUGGGGGUUCUCGUCGGAGGCCGUACGACAACGCGAAGAAAUGGGCGGAUGAGCUCGCCGACGAGAUCAAGACUGGAAAGUUUGCUGCGCAAAAGGGAGAAUGGCUCAAGAGUCUGGACUUCAACAACGUCAACGCUACCGGACUGGCAUGGGCGAGAGAGGGGAACGCUUUCGUGUGUACCCACGUAUUUCCAGAGGGGCCGCAGGCUAUUGUUGGCCAAGAACUUAGCGGCGAGUACUUCCAGAAGGCGGCACCUGUAAUUGAACUUCAGGUCGCACGCGCGGGUGUGAGAAUGGCUGCUUGGCUGGACCUCAUCGCAGCGGCGUACCAAGACCAAGCGAAGACGGCCGAACCUGUCAUGGAAGACUUGUAAGAUUGUGAGAUGAGACGCCAAGAAUGCUGCGUUGUUUGUGCCGCGCGACUUCCUGUACAAGACCCUCGUUUAUCACAGCGCAAAACGUGUUUUGAUGCAGUGAAAGCUUGGCCCUGCUGGGGUCCUCUGUGUGUAUUUUGAUUUCGUGACCUAGAGCACAGGAGUAAACAUUUCUAGAUGCUAGGCUGGUAGAAUGAUGUCCAAUGAUGAAGCUAGGCUCACUUUA